Messenger RNA from Vigna radiata var. radiata (mung bean), 448 nucleotides. RefSeq lists its product as uncharacterized. NCBI's taxonomy places the organism in Eukaryota, Viridiplantae, Streptophyta, Magnoliopsida, Fabales, Fabaceae. The transcript has 2 exons. The annotation marks the transcript as partial. The record is from RefSeq and is a predicted model, not a curated record.
GGCCAUGCUGGGGCAGCUAUAGCAUGUGGAUCUCUUCUUCUUAAAGGUGUUGAGGUUCCAGAAUCGUUAACAAAGUUCAGUAAGAAGAGAGGUGCAGCAGCUCAUAGACGAGGGAAGAGUAAGGGAAGUGUUGCAAUUGACCCUGUAGAGAUGGCAAGAGAAAAGUUUGAAAUAGCGGCAAAAGCAGGGUGUGAGCUUGGAUUCAAAUGGCUUGCAAGGUUGGAGGAGGAAGAGAGACGGGUACUCACGGAAGUUGGCCCUGUAUCUUAGGGUACAUCUUAUAGUUAAUACAAUAGGUGGCCCUGUAUCUUAGGGUACAUCUUAUAAUUAAUACAAUAGAUUUGAUUGAUGAAUGCCUAAUGUGAGAAUGUUAAUCAUUUUAAACUAUUUAGUAAAUAAGUAUGGAUAAUUUGUUAUAUUUUUAUCGGUAAGAAUUCAGAUAUUUUGA